AUGAAUAGCUCUCUUCCAAACUAUGUGAUUUUUCUUCUGAGCUCAGCGCUCGCAAAAGGCUUAGUUUGUCACGAUACCCUUACCGGUGUGGAGUACCGUUUAAGGGAUUUCGUUGUUCGUGUUGGUACUGCCUCGCAAGUUACUACCACGAAAGGGGUUAUCGUUGAGGUAGAAUAUGAACCUUCGCAGGUAGCUGUACAAAGUGCACAUAUGAUGACGGAAAUGAUGCAGAUGUUCUUCCCUCAAUAUGUUGGUGAUUCGCGAAUGCAAUCGUCAACGUCACAUCCUAUGUGGCGUGUCGUCUUUGAGCACGUCGACGAAGCUCGUGCUAUGGUCAACAGGCAAUGCUCCCAUUUGGAAUCUUGGCAGAUCAUAUCUUACACGAUAUCCAUGUGUUUUUUGAUUGUAUGGUUCCGUCGAAUGAAUCGCUCGGACAAGCCGUUUAUACAAAGAUUCAGGUAUGUCAUGCGCUAGAA
Cylicostephanus goldi is the source of this 476-nucleotide messenger RNA. The record is from the annotation of a GenBank genome assembly. NCBI's taxonomy places the organism in Eukaryota, Metazoa, Nematoda, Chromadorea, Rhabditida, Strongylidae.